Molecule: messenger RNA, 2636 nt
Organism: Monopterus albus (swamp eel)
Lineage: Eukaryota; Metazoa; Chordata; Actinopteri; Synbranchiformes; Synbranchidae
Product: transmembrane protein 150A-like
Exons: 12
Coding region: 408-1229 (273 amino acids)
Source: RefSeq, a predicted model, not a curated record
CACGCACAAGGGCACCAUAUAAACUCUUAUGGGCUAAAAUUACAGGAAAAACACUAGUUUUCCAACUACAGUAAACGGCAGACUGCCAGAUGACCCUCCCGUGCUCCCAGUCUGCACAGGGAGGAGCUAGAAAUCAGCGGCACCGGCUGCUCCCUCCACAUCGGAUCAGAACAGUCAGGCUGCAGACGGAGGAUGAAUUAAAUCGAGGAAAUGCGCCUUCUCCACUUCUCCCGAUCCUGAUGUGAGAGCUCCACAUCCUCGCGUUUGUCACCCUUUGACCAUGAACUCAGCUGCGCGCACUCAGGCAGACCAGCUCCGUUUGCAGCUUCUCCUCGAGCAGAGAUGAUGUGCAGAUCCUGAAGCGUUUUCUCUGGAGAAACCAGAGUGGAGUUCUGCAGGUGGGCAUCAUGUCCCUGUGGAUGAUCAUCCCUGUCAGCCUGCCGGUCUUCACCAUCACAGGAAUAUGGGUGGUAUAUGCGAUAGCCCUGUACAACCAACACGUCUGCCCUGUGCAUAACUGGCUUUACAAUGAGUCAUGUGCGGAGCAGCUGCCAUUACAGACGGGUCCUGUCCUGUGCUGCACCCCAGACAACAUCCCACUCAUCAGUAAAUGUGGAUCUCUGCCUCCUGAAAGUUGCUUUUUCAGUCUCAUAUGCAGCACUGGAUCCUUUCUGGUGAUGCUGAUCGGCCUGCUGCAUUAUGCUCAUGUCAUAGAGAAACACCGGAACUGUGUUCUCAACACAGCCAGCCUCUCCACCGGAUGGAUCUGUGCUGCUGGGCUCAUCAUGGUGGGAAACUUUCAGGUGGACUUUGCCAAAGUCCUCCACUAUGUCGGCGCUGGAGUUGCCUUCCCGUCCAGCAUGCUCUUUGUGUGCCUUCAGUCGGCUCUGACCUACAGACUGGCCAAGACCCGGGAGGAGUCCUGGAUAGGUCACGUUCGUGUGGGGAUGACCCUGCUGGCACUGAUCGCCCUGGUGCUCAGUGCAGUUUUCUUUUGCCAGGAAAGUUUCACCCUGCAGCACACCUCUGCAAUCUUUGAGUGGAUCUACUGCAUGCUCAUUAUGCUCUUCUAUGGGACUUUUGCCUUUGAGUUCGGGGGCAUGUCAGGGGACACCCUGAUGGUCCUGUCCAGAGGAGGGGGAGUACACAGCUUCCCCACAUCUGAACACAAAACAGAGGUGGGUGGAGGGUCCAGCCACCACCAGCCAGAGAGUUUGUCGAUCCUCUAACUGACCUACAGUGUAGCCUCAGAGACACUAGGGGUCAAAGGGCACAACAUGCACCAAUCUGAAAGAUGCCAGAGCCUGGAGGCUGCAUCCUGCAUAUCACCACGCUCACUGCUGCACACAGCCAUAACAGCAAAGCUGCUCUCCUCAGUAGUGGCCAAAGACUGACAUGCUUUGCAAAAGCACAGGCUAAACUGCAAAACAUUGCAUAAUAUUCUAAGUGCCUAUUUGAAUGCAAAAGCCAGCAAAAAGAUCCCCUUGUACAUGCAGACGAACACAGUUUUCAAUGUUUGUUUUAUUUCUUUUAAUGUAACAAUCACUCUGUGAAACCUUGGCGGAAAUUGCCUUUUUUCAGAUCGAACUUCCUGACAGUGCCUUAGAUGUCACUCCUCGCCGAGCAGAGUGAAGCAGCGGCAGCACUGGUGCUUGGACACCAAGCUCUGUAUUGUUUCUUCUCAGGAAGUUUUGUUACAUCAUCAUCUUUUGCUCUUUACCUCAGUAGAAAGGUGAAGUUUUCCAGAAACCUCUGACAAUAGAUGGUUACUUUGUGCCAAGAAUAAUGUUGUUAAAACAUUUGUGUUCUUGCCCAAAAUGAUGACAGGAAAAUCUGUCCUCAUGCUGAAAUUAUGCAUAUUUUGUAAUUGAAGCUAUGAUAUCCACAGAAACAUUUUCUAUGGGACUAUUGCCUGAAUAGCUGCCUCAUAGUACCAAAAUAAGCUCUGUUGUGUAUGUUGUUGUAUCUCACUUCUGCUCUUUGCUAAAUAUUGUUGCAUCAUUACUCUCAGUAAGAGUGACUUCUUACAGCUGUAAUGGGACCAAACUAUACGAUUGGAAGUCAUGCUGUAUUGGAUCAUAUAAAGAAAAUAAAGUUCAAUAAUGUAUGCAGAGAACAAGCAAAGUAAAACAUAUAGGAAAGAGGUGACUAUUUUCAUAUUUUGUGGUUUUCGUUCAUAUGCACAGCCUUGAAGAAAAAAUGAAUGCCUUCUUGUUAAAAUAAUAUUUUGUCGAAAAUUUAUAUUUACAUAAUUUAACAAAAUGGGGUAUGGUUAACUUACCUAGACUAAAACGGAAUAUUAGGAGAGGGCUGCAAAUGUUAUGUCGGAAGAAUGGAGCGUAUGAAAAUUGUUCCCAUGGUAACGACGUGGAGGAAAAAGGAGACGAGCUGGCGGACCUGGCGCUGCUGUGAGCAGACAGGUUGCAUUUCUGGACAGCCAGUGGCCGCUCCGCAGCGCCCCGCUCCGGCCUGCCGCUGCACUGCGAGGACGAGCUGUGUGCGCCCGGUGAGCGACUGCCGCUGAAGACACAACGCCGCUGUCUGCACCCAGCAGCAGGAGGACCAGCGUCAACAGCUCAAGCAAAGUUGGACAACGGCUCCGUGGAGAAGGGUGCAAAAUCUCAAACCUCAGGAGC